Messenger RNA from Brassicogethes aeneus, 2906 nucleotides. The record is from the annotation of a GenBank genome assembly. Lineage: Eukaryota; Metazoa; Arthropoda; Insecta; Coleoptera; Nitidulidae.
UGCGAAUCGGAGUGCCAACUACGUUACCAAUAAAAUGUCCCUAAUUAGUAAGAUGGCGUUACAAUGAUGAAUCAGAAAUGAUUUUUAAAGUAAAAUAAAUAUGAAUCCAGAAACUUAACAAAUGUAAGCAUUAUCAUGUACAUACCAUAGAAAAUGCUUUGCUCUACCUUUCCAAACGCAUUCUGCCUAUUAGCAUAAUUGAUAUAAAUUAAUAUGAAGUAAAUAAACAAAGAGUCAUGGAGUCACCUCCUUCAAGUUCGAUUUGGUCUGCUGAGGGCUUUAUUUUAAGCGACGACAGUGGUCUACUAUUAACUAAUGGAUCUGCUUCCAGUGGAAGCAUAAGUGAUAGUAGAGGUGGACGAAGAAAUUUGCCAUUUGAAUUUCAGGAUAGCGAUUGUGAAGAAAAAUCAUUAUCUCAAGAUGAUUCCCUUGAUGGGAUGUCAGAUAUAAUGUGCGGUGAAAACUUUAACACUUUAAAAAAAGGGCCUAACUGGAUAGAAAACACAACAAAACAUUCUUCCUCGCCCAUAGAACCGCCUCCGGAAUUUCAAGACAAACCAAAAUGUCUUUUAACGGAAAUUGACUUUCUUUGCGAUAGGCUCACCACAGAAAUUUUACGAAAGGCGUUGAACGAAUAUAGAGAAGCGGAGUUAAACAAAUUGAGGAUAUUCAAUCAAUUUCAUCGCCCACUUUAUCAUCUAUUGGGGAGACCAUAUUGGACUCCAGAAUUUAUCCCGUUCAGUCCCUGUCACCAUAUCGGCAGACCGAGUUCGAGAAGUUCUCUUGGGUCGUCUCGGCUUUCGAGUUCGCACAACUCCUUGUCCGUCCCUACUGCGCAUCGGGUCGACGAUUCGACAUUCAUUACGCAGGCUGUGUCCCAUGACACUCUCUCAUCAAAUCAGAUCAGCGAUCUGUAUAACGUGCCGUUCGACAGUGAUAUGUACGCGGUGCCCAUCGAUGUCGUCAAGCCGCCGCUAAAACCCAAACGCAACCUGCAUAACAAAAAGAGAAGGCGUAACACGUCUUCCGGCUGCAGGGAGCUCGAAGUGAGGCAGAGUCGCUUGAUUCCUAAUAAGAAGACUACAAUUAAGGCUGAAAAGGUAAGAAUAAAGUAUCAAUGGGCUUGUGCACAAGACAACAAAAGACAUAGUGUGGCUGGCACAUCAGCACCCAUUCAAGGUGAACCGAUUCACAUGACUUUGCAAGAAGUGCGACAGUACCUUCAAACGUUGUAUUCGAGUUCGUCGGACUCGUCUGAGCCGAAAGAGAAGAUAUACAAGCCGAAGCCGUCGAUACUAGUUACAAACAACAACAAAUACCCGCCAGAGAGUAGUAUUAUUGUAAAUAAAGAUAGUAGUACAGUUAUAAGUCCUAAUAGUAGAUCAAAGAAAAACACAUUCCUGAUAAACAUUAAGAAUAAGAAAGUGAAAGACUCUUGUGAUAAUGUCGGCAAGCAGAUGAGCAUGUCGCCGACAAAGAAGGAAGACAAAAGAAAGAAGGCCCCGGCGCGAUUGUUUUCUUUCAAACAAACCCUGUGCAAUAUGUUUAGAUUUCGAAGGUUUCUUUCACCAGAACACGUCAAGGCUGAUAGAGGGAACGAUUUGCAAUACAAAAUUUCCUCCUAUGGGAGCAACAGCAACUUGCUUGACGAUGUACCUAAUAAUUUAAGCAGCAGAGCAUUGCCGCCGUUGCCCUCCAAGGAAGGAGCCAUUGUUACUGAAGAUAAAACUUUGGAUUUUGCCACAAAUAUACAGCGCGUAAAAGAUUAUGGGUGGUAUUGGGGUCCAAUAUCUAGUGAAGCCGCUGAAAAAAUAUUGUCCAAUGAACCGGAUGGAUCUUUCAUAGUACGUGAUAGUAGCGAUGACCAUUAUAUUUUUUCGUUAACCUUUAAGCUUAAUAACUGUGUUAGGCACGUUAGAAUAGAGCAUGAUCAGGGUAACUUUAGUUUUGGUAGCUGUACUAAAUUUAAAUCUCAGACAAUAGUGGAAUUUAUAGAGAAUGCCGUUGAACACUCAAGAAGUGGCAGAUAUUUAUUUUUUCUACAUCGAAGGCCCGUAAUCGGUCCUGUUCGUGUGCAAUUACUUCAUCCAGUGUCAAGAUUUAAGCAAAUACAAAGUUUACAACACAUGUGCAGGUUUGUUAUACAUAAAGUGGUAAGAAGAGACUUAAUACCCAGUCUUCCCCUACCAAGGAGAAUUAUCGAUUAUCUAAACACUCCUCAUUAUUAUUCAGAACAUUUUAUUGAUAUUGAGGAAUCUUUAACAUAUGAAGAUGCUCCCCAUUUAACCAGAAGUCCUACUCCAAUAAUUAGAGAAGAUGAUAAUCAUGAACAAGACGUCCAACCAGUUGAUAAUCCUAAUGUACCUGUUAAUAAUUAUGUUAUCAUAAAUAAUAAUAAUAAUACAAUUUCCACUACACCUAGACAAUCCUGAGAUGUUUGUUUUCUAAUGUUUGAAUGUGUAAAUGUUAAUGAAUUAAUGAUUUAUGCAGUUUUAUUAUUUGUUUGUAUCAUCAAACUGAAGAACAUUGUCAAGGCAGAAACUUGUGUAUUAUUAUGUUUUUGUACAUGUAAUCCACAUAUUAAUAGAAGUUAUGGUAAAAAAAACAAAGAAAUAUACAACAGGAUUAUUAAAAGGAUAAUUGAAGAAACAAAUUAAAGGUAAUAUUAUUUAUAAUUUUGUUUAUUUUAUGUUUUAUGUAAAUCCUUUAAAAUGCAGCAAAAGCUAGCGUCUGUUUUGUAAUUCUUUGAUUUUAAAAAUAUCGUCAUUAUCCUUCAGACUCUGGGUGAUAGGGUAAUAAAUUACUAUUAUACAAUUUAAACCAUAUAAAACAAAUAAUUUAUUAUAAAAAAAUCAAAAUAUAUAUGAGUAAAGAGGGAUAUUUCUAUAUUUCAAAAAUUUUAAUUA